UCACAGAAGGGCAUUUUAAAAUCAACCUUGAUCAACAUAAAGGAGGGAAAAUGCAGCUCUCUAUUUUCACCGUUGAUGCAUUUACACAUCAACCAUUUUGUGGCAAUCCUGCAGCUGUUUGUCUUCUUGAAGAUGAACUGGAAGAAGGUUGGCAUCAAAAAAUCGCAACAGAAAUGAACCUCUCAGAAACAGCAUUCAUCAGAAAAUUGCAUCCAGCUGAUGAUUUCACCAAAAGUUCUUGUUUUGGAUUAAGGUGGUUCACACCAACAAAUGAGGUCCCUCUCUGUGGUCAUGCUACCCUGGCAUCAGCUGCUGUGUUAUUUCACAAAAAGAAAAACAUGAAUUCAGUGCUCACUUUCAUUACUCUGAGUGGAAAAUUGAAUGCCAGACAGGCAGGAGACCGCAUUAUUCUGGACCUGCCCCUUUACUUGGCCUACCCACAGGAUUUUCAGGAAGUGGAAGAAUUUGUUAAGGUAGCUGUAGGUGAUAUGAAUGUUCAAGAUGUUCGCUAUUCUCCUGACACAAAGAAGUUCCUUGUUCGACUCAGUGAUGUUUAUGAAAGGUCUGAUUUGGAGAAACUAAAAGUAAAAACCCAAGAGCUUUUGCGGGCUGAGAGGACUGGAAAAGUGAAAGGACUGAUAGUCACACUUAAGGGAAAGGUUGGUGGAAAACUUGAACGCUACGACUUUUAUUCCCGCUACUUUGCACCCUGGAAUGGAAUUUCAGAAGAUCCUGUCACAGGAUCUGCUCAUGCUGUUUUAAGCAGUUACUGGUCACAACAACUCGAGAAGAAAGAAAUGUGCGCCUUUCAAUGUUCUUCUCGUGGAGGAGAGUUGAAGAUUUUGCUUCGGGAUGACGGAAGAGUAGACAUUGGUGGGCAAGCAGUUUUUGUGCUAGAAGGUUCUCUGACUAUUUGAAGAAAAUGAAUACAAGCUCUUCUCCGCUUGUACAACUUCCACUUUGCUCUAGAAAUGUAGAUGCUGAUGAGUAUUUUACUGAGAAGAACACACUCACUUAAUUUGUAAUGGAAAAUACAAAGUAUUUGAAACAUUA
Eublepharis macularius is the source of this 1053-nucleotide messenger RNA. It is a transcript of the gene PBLD, whose product is annotated as phenazine biosynthesis like protein domain containing. The coding region runs from base 51 to 917 and encodes 288 amino acids. The transcript has 9 exons. The record is from RefSeq and is a predicted model, not a curated record. Gene Ontology annotation, molecular function: isomerase activity. Gene Ontology annotation, biological process: biosynthetic process. NCBI's taxonomy places the organism in Eukaryota, Metazoa, Chordata, Lepidosauria, Squamata, Eublepharidae. Gene Ontology annotation, cellular component: cytoplasm.